This is a messenger RNA of Penicillium canariense, 834 nucleotides long. RefSeq lists its product as uncharacterized. Gene Ontology annotation, molecular function: GTPase activity; GTP binding. NCBI's taxonomy places the organism in Eukaryota, Fungi, Ascomycota, Eurotiomycetes, Eurotiales, Aspergillaceae. Gene Ontology annotation, cellular component: endosome. The record is from RefSeq and is a predicted model, not a curated record. The transcript is spliced from 2 exons. Gene Ontology annotation, biological process: regulation of endocytosis. Bases 1 to 834 code for a protein of 277 amino acids.
AUGUCACAGCCAUGGGAUUAUAUUGCUAAGCUUGUCUGCAUCGGUGACUCGGGCACCGGCAAGUCCAGCCUCACCAUCCGCCUUUGCGAAGGUCGUUUCUCCCCUACUCACGAUGUCACCAUCGGGGUUGAGUUUGGAUCGAGGAUUGUGCCGGUUGGGCCGCCUGCGUCGCUGGAGCUAGGGCUAGAUGAGCUUCCACGCAGCCCGUCCGGUGCUCCCGGCGAGACGGCUUCGGAGGAAUCGCCGACUGCCCCAGGUGGUCUCCCAACUCCACCGCGGAAGCCACAGGAGCCCCCCAGCCAGAAACGGAUGAAGCUUUCUCUAUGGGACACUGCCGGUCAAGAAACAUACAAGUCCAUCACUCGCUCAUAUUUCCGAGGCGCUUCAGGGGCCCUUCUUGUCUUCGAUAUCUCCCGGCGAUCGACCUUCGUAUCCUGUACGCAGUGGCUGCAAGAUCUACGCCAGAUCGCAGAGGAGGGCAUUGUGGUCAUCUUGGUUGGAAAUAAGACAGACUUGGCUGGGCAGGAAUCGGGCUCCAACCAAAGACAGGUCACUCAGGAGGAAGCCGAGGAAUGGUGCCGCUUGAACAAUGUUGUGCGCUACGUUGAGACCAGCGCCAAGUCAGGAGAUGGUGUGGAACGGGCAUUUUUGGAAGUUGCCGAGCGUAUUUACCGAAAUAUUGAAGCAGGCAGAUAUGAUCUUAAUGACCGACGCAGCGGUGUCAAGGGCUUUGGCGCCUCUGGAAGUGCACACACGGGCGUUCCAAGAACAGUCACUUUAGGGAUGGAUGAUGCGAUGCGCAAAGGCAGUGGUUGGACCGGGAAUUGUUGCUAG